AUGGCACAAAUGAAAGACGUGCACGUCGAUGGAACCGCAGACGAUCUUUUCAAGCCUGUUCAGGAAUCGUUCAGACGAAAUUUCACCGAAGGCUGGGAAAAAGGCGGUGCAGCGUUUGCAGUCUAUCACAAGGGUAGGCUAGUUGUCGAUCUGUGGGGUGGAUAUGCCGAUAAGUCAUGCAAUCGGCUAUGGAACGAGGAUACGAUGACGCUGUUGUUUAGCUGCACAAAGGCUGGUCUACCAUAUUUCGAAGAGACGCUCACUUUGGCUGACCUGACCAACCCUCUUCGGAUGGCAACCAUUAUCGAACAGCAAGCUCCAAAGUAUCCACCCGGCUCCAAAACGGCGUACCACCCGAUAACCUUCGGAUGGCUAAUAGAUCAGGUUUUCUGUCGUAUCGAACCACAUCAUCGUACUGUUGGACAAUUUCUUCGAGAAGAAAUUGAGACUAAACAUCACGUUGACGUUCACAUCGGAGAAUGUCCCACUGAAGAGAUACGCAUAGCUCGUUUCACUGGUCUGAAUAUGCCGCUUGCCGUUAGGGAGUUCGUUUACGACAGAAAAAUCGCAGUGGUGGGUGCUCGGUCGAUGAAUCCACGUGGAUAUUUUGAAAAAGGAGUCAAGAAUAUGCGACGAUUCGGCAAAGAU
This is a messenger RNA of Ostertagia ostertagi, 648 nucleotides long. The record is from the annotation of a GenBank genome assembly. Lineage: Eukaryota; Metazoa; Nematoda; Chromadorea; Rhabditida; Trichostrongylidae.